AUGAAUUCAUUACUCAACCUCGUUAUUUUUGUCCUUGAGCAGCUUCUACUCGUAGCCCCACGGGAUCAUGUAUAUGCAGCUGCAGUUGCCUAUGCUUACGAUCCGGUGCCAAACAUACCCCAGUACAUUCGUCCCAAGUAUGCAUCUUUUCCUCAGCAUGCAUCUAGGCCAAAUGAACACAUUAAAAACAACACCAUUCGGUUACGACCGCAGGCAGCUGGACUUCCAUACCGAUCGAGUUUCGAUUAUGUCCGGGCUGCCAAGUACUGGAAGGCAAAUCUGGAAGAGACCAUCAAGGUCCUUGAGCUGAUCACUACCGACACUUCCACUGUUGAUGUCGAAGUCGGCAACGGUAUAACAUUAGCCAAGCUUGCGAGAAAAGAGCUGCGUCCAGGCCUCGAAAAUCGUAUGGUAAUCGCAACAAGUCACAUGUUUCCAAGUGGAGAUGAGCGGCAGAUUCGGAUCAUAGCCACCUUGAUGAUCAUGUAUUUCGUCUUCGAUGCGCUUUCGGAUCUGAGGGACGAUUUCUUCAGCCGAUUUGAUGGCCCCAAGGCUAGACGAUCACAGAGAACACCGAGUGCACUUCAGAACCAUUUGGAUGAAACAGUGGCCGGCAUAUACGAAGAAGAUGCUGCAGGUGGUAACGGGGGACACGAGAUGCUUGAAGCACUGCGAGGUGCCUUCCGCUGCGUUCACCCAGAGGGCAACUUUCCCACAGUCGACAGCUACCUUGCAUUUAGGAGAUUGAACGUCGGGGCGAGAUUCGUGAUCGCGGCGGCAAAGUUCACUAUCAAGUCUAAUGUUGACGUUUCAGACCCGCGCUUUGCCAGAUUCUUGAGUUUGAUCGGAGACCACCUCGGCCUUGUCAAUGACCUUGCGUCGUACGAGAAAGAGGCACGGGCACUUAGCACAGGAGAAACCAAGGACAUGAUCAAUAUCGUUGCCGUGAUGCACAACUUGAUGUCCCUUCCAAGCGAAAAAGCGGCUAAAGCGGCAGCCUUUUCUUACUUGUUGCAGGUGGAAACAUGGAUAAUGGAGGAAAUCGAGCGGCUGGCAGCGUGGGAAAAGCUGAAAGACGAGGAGUGGUGGUUCCUUGAGGCCGUGUUCCUUUCAGCGACCGGGAAUACGUUUUUCUGUAUGACUAGUUCGCGUUAUAGUGGAGAAGCUGCAAAGAUUAACUAG
Molecule: messenger RNA, 1182 nt
Organism: Bipolaris oryzae ATCC 44560
Lineage: Eukaryota; Fungi; Ascomycota; Dothideomycetes; Pleosporales; Pleosporaceae
Exons: 5
Coding region: 1-1182 (393 amino acids)
Source: RefSeq, a predicted model, not a curated record